GGAAAAUUGAGUUUCAAAGUCGUAAACAAGUGUAGGAAGUAAUUACAAUAUCAACUUCAGACAUUUGAUAUAAGGAUGUAGAUAAAUAUAAAAGUAAGUAAAAAGGUGCAGUGAAGAAUCCUCUCGAAAAGGUUUUUGAAAUAAACGAGCAUCAAACUAAAGAGCCUUAUUAAAUAUGAUUAUAAUUUUUCACGGAGCAAAUGUAAAAAACGAAGAAAAAAAAAUUAUUUUAUACUGAAAGAAGGGAAAGGCUUUAAAUAGUUAUUAAAUUUUAUUUAUGAGAAACUAGUUCUUAUGAAAACGUUAUAUCUAACCUUGACUAAAGACUUCGAAAAAUUAACAACUAUAAAAAUCGUAUUUUUUUAUUUUCUAUAAUUCUUUGACCAAUUAAGUAAAUAUAUAAAAAAAAAGUUUGUUCGAAAGAACUUUAAAGUGCUUCAUAAUCGACAUAUAAUGAUUAAACAUUUUGUGUAAAUCGUACCUUUUUAAUACAAAACAAAUAAUCAAAUCAAUUAUUUUUAAAAUAUAAAAUAAAUUUCCAAAUCAAAUUUACAAUUUUAAAACCAAUUCCAAGCGACUGAUCUCUUACUCGAGAAUAAAAUAACCGAAAUAAAAGGUUUUCAUCAUUUUCAAUUUAGGAUUAUUGUAAACUAAUAAAAAAGUGUUCAGAAUGUCAAUGUUCUUCUUUCGACUACAUAAUUUGCAACGCGAAGAAGCAAAUAAGAAAAAGAAAAAAGCCGAAUUGCGUCAAAGACGUGGCGCUAAAGUCUUUCGACGUGUAAGUCGUGCCGAUUUAAGUCACUUAACAGCGCCUUCGAGACUUUUUGAAAAGACACCAAUGAAUCCAAGUGAUAGUCUGGACGAGAUUGCUCUUCAGAUUCCAAGAGUACGGGUAGAAUACUAUGUGAAUGAAAACACUUUCAAAGAAAGACUGCAAUUAUAUUUUAUAAAAAAUCAAAGAUCUAGCUUACGAAUUCGUAUCGCUAAUUUAUUAGUUAAACUUAUGACUUGCGUUUUGUACAUAUUUCGAGUCGUCACUGAAGUUGAUCCGAUGCAAGCAGCUUGCUAUGGCUGUGAAGCUGGCAAUAAAACAGAAUUUUACCUCUCGGCAAAGCUGAGAGAGGAAGAUUUUCAAGAGAAUCCCAUCAUAAAUUGGGACGCAAUUUCAUGGGUAAAUCGACCAACAGAGCUUUGGGCUGUGCAACUUUUACUAGCAAUGAUUUCAUUAACGGAGGCACUAUUGAUAGCAUAUCUGAGUUAUAAGGGUAACAUAUGGCAACAAAUUCUAUCCUUCCACUUUAUUCUCGAGCUUGUUACGACUGUUCCAUUCUUGUUCACUAUAUUCUUUCCGUCCCUUCGGCAUAUUUUUAUUCCCAUAUUCCUUAAUUGCUGGCUCGCCAAGCAUUCUCUGGAAAAUAUGUUUAAUGACCUUCAUCGUGCAAUGCAAAAGUCACAAUCGGCAUUAUCACAACAAUUAACGAUACUUUCGGCUACGCUCUUAUGUUUAGUCUUCACAAGCGUAUGUGGAAUUCAGCAUUUUCAGAGAGCGGGCCAUCGUCACAUGAAUUUAUUUCAAAGUACAUACUAUGUUGUUGUCACAUUCAGCACUGUAGGAUAUGGCGAUUUUGUUCCUGAUAUAUGGCCGUCUCAGCUUUAUAUGGUUAUUAUGAUAUGCGUGGCACUUAUAGUCCUUCCAACACAGUUUGAGCAACUUGCAUUCACGUGGAUGGAACGACAAAAAUUGGGCGGAAGUUAUUCAUCGCAUCGUGCACAAAGUGAAAAGCAUGUUGUUGUUUGCUCAACAACAUUGCAUGCUGACACAAUCAUGGACUUUUUAAAUGAAUUUUAUGCUCAUCCAUUACUGCAAGACUUUUAUGUUGUGCUCCUUAGUCCGAUGGAAUUAGAUACAACUAUGCGUAUGAUCCUACAGGUACCAAUAUGGGCACAGCGUGUGAUUUAUAUUCAGGGCUCAUGUUUAAAGGAUGGUGAUUUAAUCCGUGCUAGAAUGGCUGAAGCAGAGGCUUGUUUUAUUCUCGCCGCUCGUAAUUAUGCAGACAAAACAGCCGCUGAUGAACAUACGAUAUUACGUUCAUGGGCCGUAAAGGAUUUUGCACCAAAUGUUCCACAAUACGUUCAAAUCUUCCGACCAGAAAACAAACUACAUGUUAAAUUUGCCGAACAUGUUGUUUGUGAGGAUGAAUUUAAAUAUGCAUUGUUGGCAAACAAUUGUACAUGUCCUGGUGCAUCAACGUUAGUAACAUUAUUGCUGCAUACAUCACGAGGACAGGAGGGUCAAAUAAGCAAUGAAGUAGGAGAUAAACUGUACGGUAAAUGUUCGGGAAAUGAAAUCUACCACAUAGUGCUAGGAGAUAGCAGAUUUUUUGGAGAAUAUGAAGGAAAAAGCUUUACGUACGCUAGCUUUCAUUCACAUCGAAAGUAUGGUGUUGCAUUGGUUGGUGUUCGACCAGCGGAAUUACCAGAGUUUUAUGAGGAAACGAUACUUUUAAAUCCAGGACCACGACAUAUAAUGAAAAAAGAUGACACAUGUUACUAUAUGAGCAUAACAAAAGAAGAGAAUUCAGCAUUUGUAGUCCAUCAAAAUCAACAAAAUCAGCAGCCACCUGAAGCGCAAAAAGAAGUACCAACAUCAAAUAAUAUCACCAACAAUCAACCGGUUCCAUCUGUUUGUGUUCGUGUGCCCCAUAGCCCGAGUCUAGACUCAGGCGGCUGUGAAAGCCCACCAUCACCUGUGGAUAAACCUCAUCAUCAUGACUUUACAACUUUAGUCGUGCCAACAUUUACGGAAGGAAAUUCACCUAACACAUUGAUUGUAUCAGACUCGAAAACAAAUUUGAAGGAAUCAACGGGUGGUAUUCCAACAACGACAAGCUCAAUAUUAGGGCCUCCAAGUUUAAAUGUUGGAAAUCAUCUCGAUAUACCUCAAAAUAAUCCAAAUCUUCUAAGUCCGGAUAUGUUAAGCCAACGAAGAGGAAGCCGUAGACCAUCGAUUUUACCGGUGCCAGAUAUGUUUACUUCUUCGUCAUUCAGUAUAUCAGGUGAAGAUGGUUUAGAUGGUGAAAAUAACGAUGAAAGUGAAGAUGAAUUGCUGGAUAAUCCUUGGUGCUCGCCGUCUGAGAAAAUCGCAAUCAUCAAGGGAUUUCCACCCGUUAGUCCAUUUAUUGGAGUAAGUCCUACGCUAUGUUAUUUACUAAAGGAGAAGAAGCCCUUAUGUUGCUUACAAUUAGCUCAGGUCUGUGAACAUUGCAGUUAUCGUAAUGCUAAGGAAUAUCAAUGGCAAAACAAAACCAUAAUUUUGGCAGCUGACUACGCCUCAAAUGGCAUUUACAAUUUUAUAAUUCCAUUGCGUGCUCACUUUAAGUCGAAAACAUCGUUAAAUCCAAUAAUAUUGCUUUUAGAACGACGUCCUGACAUUGCGUUUCUUGAUGCCAUUUCCUAUUUUCCAUUGGUUUAUUGGAUGCUAGGCUCAAUUGAUUGUCUAGAUGACUUAUUGCGGGCCGGCAUAACAUUAGCCGAUAAUGUUGUGGUUGUCAAUAAAGAAAUUUCAAAUUCAGCUGAGGAGGAUACGUUAGGUGAUUGUAAUACAAUUGUUGCUGUACAAACAAUGUUCAAAUUUUUCCCAAACAUUCGAAGUAUAACAGAGCUUUCACAGAGUUCAAACAUGAGAUUUAUGCAGUUCCGAGCACAUGACAAAUAUGCACUUCACUUAAGUAAGAUGGAAAAGCGCGAAAAAGAAAGAGGCUCACACAUAUCAUAUAUGUUUCGACUUCCAUUUGCUGCCGGUGCUGUUUUUAGUGCUUCGAUGCUUGACACGUUAUUAUAUCAGGCAUUCAUAAAGGAUUACAUAAUAACAUUUGUCAGACUGUUGUUGGGUAUUGAUCAGGCGCCAGGAAGUGGAUUUCUCACUUCGAUGAAAAUAACAAAAGAGGACAUGUGGAUACGCACAUAUGGGCGGUUAUAUCAAAAACUAUGUUCAACGACAUGUGAAAUUCCAAUUGGAAUUUAUAGAACACAAGAGACGACAAAUUUGGAUGCAUCUCAUUAUGAUGUGGAAUGUACGACAAGCGGAAAGUCUAAAGGAACAGUGGAAUCAAAUUUAAAACCUACUGUCACUUACCGUCCACAACAAAUUAAAAAGUCUACAUCUUGUUUGGGCGGAUGCUCUGAUAGACGAGGAUCAGCUUACUCGCUUAAUAUGGUUGAUGAGGCACGUGACAAUCACGCUCAGCAAAUAGAAAGGGCCGAAAUAGGGAAUUUAGUCAGGAGUCGAAUGGAAUCACUUAAUCUUCCAAGUAAUGACUAUGAUGAAGUCAGUGAGAAACGUAACCAUUUGUCCUAUGUUAUCAUUAAUCCAUCGUGUGAUUUAAAACUUGAAGAAGGCGACGUCAUUUACAUCGUAAGACCAUCACCGUUCUCAGCACAAAAGACGUUCGAGAGACACAACUCUAGGAGGAAAUCUAAUAUAUCAUUCUGUUCAAAUAUGAAUUUAGCAGCCAAUUCAGGAGGUGGCCAGGCAUCACGGAGAGGUUCAGGAAUAGCAAUGAAUUCACAAAUUCCAAACAGUCCAUCAACUGCGGGUCAGGCGCGAGGGCGCAGCAAUUCUCUGAGGAUUGACAAUGACAUUCUACUUAGGCGUUCUAAUUCAUUAAGGCAGGGUCUACCAAAUAUCGGAAUGAACACAGGCAGAAGAAAGUCAUCACUUGAGGAAAUUGGUAUCAGCCAUUUUACGACUUUGAUGCAAGCCAGUAAUCACUCAAAUCCUAUCAAAUUCUCUCUUAAUGGAAGUAUUGGAUUAGAGGUGACUCCACCAGAAGAGCCAACACCAAUGAUUGGACUUCCAUGUAGUGGUGGAAUAAAUCCUUCAAUAUUAGGGGGCUCAUCAAUGGGACUCAAUCAACAAUCAGACGCUCCAAUGCACACCUCAAUACAAAUUAGUGGUCCAGAAUCACAGCAACAACAAAUUCCACAAUCCUCACAUCACCUCCAAGGGACAAUUGUAUGAUAUAAUCUUAUGUGGGGACGUAGACGAUCCUCAAUUAGAUCAAACAAAUGGAUUUAAUAGUCACCACACCAUCGCCAUUUGUUUAGUGAUUAUGAUUAUGUGUAGUUACAACACCAACAAAAUUUAUUGUUUUGUUUCUCAUACCUUUUUAUUUGAGUUCAUACUUUUCAUGAACUAACAAUCAUCCAUCAAUUAUCAUCAGUGAGAAAAGAAAAAGUUUAUAAAAACUACAGUGGUCCAACAUUUAAACAAUCUUACACAACAUAAAAUUAGUCCUCAAACGCCACAGUCCACAAACAAAUACACACUUACUUAAUAUUCUGGAGCAAACGACAGAUAAACACUAAAACAGAACUUUUUUGAUAACGAAUGAUCAUCAUUAAUAAUGAGUGAUCAAGUUAGAGAGAAAAAAUUAUGUCCAUUAAAUUCUGAGAACUUAAAUUAAUAGAAAGUCACUUUUGAUGCUCCUACUUACAUUUAUGAAAUUAUAAAAUAUUUAAGCAAGGACCGUAGAAAAUCACAAAAUUAAUAUUUGUGUGUAAAUAACCUAGUAAAAUAGAUUAAGCAUUUUGUAAGAACUACACAGUCUUAUUAAAGAUUCAUAAAAAAAAGUUUCUAGUUAAAAAUUAUUAAAACAAUUAUUAUUAUUAUUAUCAUUUUUUAUUUUUCUCGAAAUUAUUAAGGUUCUUAUAUUUGCUCAUUUUUUUUUUGUUUUCUUAAUAUGUUCAUCAAAUGAGCGUAUGUAACAUUUAGGCUGAUAUCUCAAAAGAUUCUUCAGAAGAUGCAUAGCAUUAAUUUUUAAUCAGAAUUUAAGUAUUUCCGUUUUAGGUUCAAGAUCUUUAAUGGGCCCUCAACAAUCGAACAACCACAUGGUCCUUUUCCGAUUGAUUUUUUUAACAGUUUAUUCAUUGAAGAAAAGGAAGUAUAUUAAGACCGUAAAAUUUGAAUUAUGCAAAAACGCUGAGCUCUUUUUCUGAAGAAUGAAUAUGAUAAUCCCCCCCCCCCCCCCCCCAUCGCAUACAUAUAUACAGCAACUAUAUAUCCUUCUAAUCUUUUUUGAUACCUUUCAUUCUUCUCCUCAAUCAAAGGCUUUCUUUUUACUGCACAACAUCCUUUAAAGUUUUUCGUCUUUGCUUGACAAAAAAAAAUAUGUAUGUUGAUUCAACUUAUGGUACAGAAAACAGCAUCAGGUCCUUCCUCGAUUGAGGGUCAAACAUCAUUUCUGAACGAUACCUUUAGCUAUAUUUAUUAAAUUAAAAUGAGACGAAAUCUUUAAUAUGACCCAAAAUGUGAAUGUUUUUCCACCAUAGCUUUAUGAAUAGUCUGAAUGAGUAGUUAUUUUUUAAAAAUAAAAAGAUUUAAAGAAUUUUUAAACAAACCCUAGUUUUUUGAUGUCGAAAAUUCUAAUCUUGUUGACCUCUCCAACAGCUUUACUUGUUAAAUAAUACUAUUAAUAAUAAAAAAAAUAUUAAUUUGAUCAACUCUUUAAGACAAAGGAAAGAUGAAACUCUAAUUAGCAUUAUAUUAAAAUAUAAUAAUUAAUUUAACUUAGUCAAUGUUGAAUAAAUUUUUUUAUAUACUUACCUAAAGAAAGGAUAUAAAAAUUGAGAUUAUUUUUAAUUCAAAAAAUUCUAGAAAUUUGUUAGACGCAAAAAAAUUCAUUCAAAAAAAAAAGGAAAAAAAAUCUACAAGAGAAUUUUAAAGUAUAGUGAAUUUAAUAAAGAAAAACACAAAAUGUAUGAAAGUUGAAAAACGCUUUGGUAAAAAACUUCGCUUUAUACUCAGUUGUACGGCAACUGAAACUCAAAAAAAAAACACACAUAUAAAAAAAUUCUUGUAAAUAAUUAAGUGAAAUGAAUUUCUUUCUUUCUUUUUAAAAUUUUAAUUAUUCAUAGAGUCAGUCAUUAAGAUAUUUAAUCAUCAACAACCCAUGAAAUUGAAAAGAAAAUCCAUAAAUUGUAUCUUAUAAAUGGUAGAAAAAGGCCUUUUUCAAUCUCAUCAUUUACUUUGACGUCUCGUAAGUCGUUUGUACAAAAAAAAAGCACCAAUAAUAAUGGAAAACAUCAUCUUUCGCAAAUAUAUCUUUUUUAAUAUUAAUUAAUAUAGAAAGGCCUUAACAUUUAAAUGAAUUAAAAAAUAUAUUGGAAACAAAAUAUAUUAAAAUUAUUAAUUUUUUUUUCUUAAAUUUACUUUAACCCAUUACUUUCUCACGAAGCACAUACACACAUUUAUUACAAUCCAGGUAAUAUUUACUUAAAUUACUUUUUAAUAAAUUUAAAAGACGUCGAAUCAAAAAGAAAAUUGGAAUCAAUUAAAGUUAAAAUGAGAAAUUAGAGAAUACGAAUUAGAAAAGAUUAAGAAAAUUGGAUUAUAUAUCUGUUAGAUGUAUUUAAAGAUAUUUAAAAAUCG
Molecule: messenger RNA, 7429 nt
Organism: Chironomus riparius
Lineage: Eukaryota; Metazoa; Arthropoda; Insecta; Diptera; Chironomidae
Source: the annotation of a GenBank genome assembly